Messenger RNA from Rotaria sp. Silwood2, 1593 nucleotides. The record is from the annotation of a GenBank genome assembly. Lineage: Eukaryota; Metazoa; Rotifera; Eurotatoria; Philodinida; Philodinidae.
AUGACCAUCCAUGGUAUAUCAAUCAAACUAGCUGAACAAAUUAUUCCUGUAUGUGUAACAAGUGAUGAUAAUACUCAUUAUUUAAUUGUUGUAUAUCCACCUAUUGAAAAUUUACAUAUAUGUUUACUUGAACAACAAACUCGACAUAUGAUACAUUUAAUAAAUUUUUUAUUUGGUUCAAUAUAUCAUGGAUUAUUCUACUAUCAAGAAUCGAUUGAAUACUUUUUUGAUAUAUUUUUUUAUCGUCUUCAUUGUUUAUUAUCAUCAUCAAUAAAUUCCUCACCAGUAUUAAAAAAUGUUCGUCUACUUGAUGAAUUUUUACCUGCACAAUUUAAUGAUUAUGGUACAUGUCCAAAAUUAAAUUUAAAUGAUCAACAAUUAGUAUUUAAUAUUAAUCAUCUAUUAAAUCAAUUAGAAUGUCAAAAUUUUAAUCAAUGUUCAAAUGAAAAUGAUUUUAUUAUAAAUCGUUAUCGGCGAAUAUUUUUUUUAAAUGGUUCAAUUUUAUUUCAUCGUAAUCAUCUUUUAAUAAGUCAUUUAUCAAAUGAAACAACCAUUGAUAUAUAUCGUUUUCUUAUUCAUUAUGGACAUUUAAAUUUGUCACAAUUUUAUUAUGAUACAUGGCAUUUAUUAUUAUUUAAAGAAAUUUUUCCAUCAGGUUAUGAAUCUAAACAACGUUCAUUUUUAAUUGUUUGUAGUCAAGGUGAAUUAACUUUAGCUGUUAUUAUUCAAACUGAAUAUGAAAAAAAUGAUUUUAAUAUACCACCUGAUCAUGAAUUAAUUCAACAGAUAAAAUUAACUUUAAAUGAUAUAUAUUCAAUUCUUCCAAAAACAAUAAUAAAUUCAGCACCAUGGAUUAUAUCGUCACCUGUGGCAUUUGUUAAAAAACAAUUAAAACGUACAAUUUCAUUACCAUUAAUAGGAGCAUUCAGUCAAUCAAACAAAUCGAAUAAAAAUGAAUCAAAUGUUGAUGAUACAAUAUCAUUAACAUCCUCUCAUUAUCCUGAUCAAUCACAAACAGAUUUUCGAAUAACACAAUUAGUAAGUCAACCUGAAUCUCAAGAUGAAUUAUAUAAAAAUAAUCGUCAAUCAUUUAUGUCAUCAACUUUAUCACUUGAUGAACAACAAAAUAAAAAUCUUCAUUCAAAUUUAUCAACAUAUCGAUUACAUCCAGGUAAUUAUUCAACAAUAUUUUAUUAUCUUGAUUUUCAAUCAAUUCGUGGUUUACUUAUUGCACCAUAUUUUACACUUGAUAAAAUAACACAAACAACAUUAACUGAUCGUCUUUUAUUUGAAACUAUUCAACAAACAUGUAUUUAUAUACGACGAAAACAUUUUUUUCGACAAUCUAAAUUAAAUUUAAAAAAUUUAUUUAGUACAAAAAUUCGACCUAAAUAUUAUGAAAUUGGUUGUCAAUUUUCUUUACAAACAGAUCCAGAUAAUAAGAAAAAAAAAGAUACAAAUUUAUUUAAUUUUUGGAUUGUAGCAAAAAAAUGUUUACAACCUAUUGAACAUGAAUUUUUUGUUUGUUAUCAUGAUUCAAUAGCACAAAAUAUAACUGAAUUGGCAUUUACUAUUGGAAUGUUAUCAAUAUGA